This is a messenger RNA of Closterium sp. NIES-65, 1410 nucleotides long. The record is from the annotation of a GenBank genome assembly. Lineage: Eukaryota; Viridiplantae; Streptophyta; Zygnematophyceae; Desmidiales; Closteriaceae.
AUGAGCGGGCAACCAGGUAAUGCGGGCGGAGGGGGGAUGGGUGGGGGAGGUAUGGGUGGAGGCGGCAUGGGCGGGGGGAGCAUGGGCGGAGGAAACAUGGGCGUCGGAGGAGGCAUGGGCGGAGGAAGAAUGGGCGGAGGAGGCAUGGGCGGAGGAAGCAUGGGCGGAGGAAACAUGGGCGGGGGAGGCAUAGGCGGAGGAGGCAUGGGCGGAGGAAGCAUGGGCGGAGGAGGCAUGGGCGGCGGAAGCAUGGGCGGAGGAGGCAUGGGCGGAGGAAAUAUGGGCGGGGGAGGCAUAGGCGGAGGAAGCAUGGGCGGAGGGGGGAUGGGCGGGGGAGGAGGCAUGGGCGGAGGAAACAUGGGCGGAGGAUACAUGGGCGGAGGAGGCAUGGGCGGAGGAGGCAUGGGCGGAGGAAGCAUGGGCGGAGGAUACAUGGGCGGGGGAGGCAUGGGCGGCGGAAGCAUGGGCGGAGGAGGCAUGGGCGGAGGAAAUAUGGGCGGGGGAGGCAUGGGCGCGGGAGGCAUAGGCGGAGGUAGCAUGGGCGGAGGGGGAAUGGGCGGCGGAGGAGGCAUGGGCGGCGGAGGCAUGGGCGGCGGAGGCACGGGCAGCGGAGGCAUGGGCAGCGGAGGAGGCAUGGGGGGUGGCAGUGGGUCAUCGGGUGGGAGUGCGUGUGGCAACAGCAGCAGCAGCAGGAGCGCCAAGCUCACGAGCAGCAAUGGCAAGAGGGUGAUGGCGAGCAACGGGUGUCCGGGGUACGCAUGGCGGGUGCAGGCCACGCUGUACUCGCCAGAGCAGCAGGCGCUGUCUUUCGCCGUGCCGCUCGCCCCUACGCUCGCCUCCUCCGCCAUCCCCGUCGCCCUCAACGGUGUCUGCAAGAUGGGCCCCAUCGGCUUUGCCCUCAAUGGCGUGCCCUUCUACAGUGCGUGUGACGCCCUGGGUCGGGACGCCUUGCAGUACGAGGGCGCCACGUUUGAUGCGUGUGGGGGGCACCCCACGCCCUCGGGCCAGUACCACUACCACGUCGCUCCCGGCGUCGCCAACCCCUCUGCCAUCUCCUCCUCUCGCUCCACCGCCUUCAACCUCUGCAACGCGUCCUUCUGGCAGGACGCCCCCACCCAACACUCCCCCUUGCUGGGAUUCCUGGCGGACGGCAUUCCGCUGUUCGGCCCGCGGGGAGCGGGGGGAGCGCUGCCGGCAGGGGUGGACGAGUGUGGGGGGCACGUGGGCGACGGCAGCAGUGGCGAGCCUGUGUUCUACCACUACCACGCCAGCACCACCGCGCCCUACACCGUCGCCUGCCUCAGGGGCUGCGUCUCCUCCUCUGACUGGGGCACCCUCGCCUCUGCCUCCUGCACCAAGGCCUCCAAGCAAUACGACUACUCAUCCCUGGCAGCAGUGCAGGCAGUAUGA